This is a messenger RNA of Dermatophagoides farinae (American house dust mite), 903 nucleotides long. RefSeq lists its product as uncharacterized. The record is from RefSeq and is a predicted model, not a curated record. Gene Ontology annotation, molecular function: zinc ion binding; nucleic acid binding. Lineage: Eukaryota; Metazoa; Arthropoda; Arachnida; Sarcoptiformes; Pyroglyphidae.
GUCUUCAUCAUCGAUAAUUAUCCAUUCAUAUAUCGUCAAAAAUUUUUUUUCUCCAAAUCAAUCAAAUUAUCAAAUUGGACAAAUUCUACAAUAAUCCGUUAUAUUUGUAAUUUGGUGGGUGUGCGUGUUGUUUUGUGUGUGUGUGCGUUUUGUGUGUUUGAAAAUAAAAAAAAAGUGGUCGUGUAUUUUUCGAAUCUGUUUACGAAAAAAAUCUAUUUCCGGAUAUUAUUGAUCAUAAAUAGCUUUAAAGCAAUCAAGAUUCAUCAAUUUUGUUUGUGUGGUGGUGUUUUGAUCUUUGAAUUUUCUUUUUGAUUUUUGCAGCUUUUUUUGAAUAUCGUCGGAAAACCGAAAAAUUAAGAAAAAAAAAUGAGCGAAAACGAAGGUCCCGUUGUUACUGAUUCUGCUGGUACCAUUCAAGAUGAUAUGAUGGAUGGCGAUAACAAACAGUACAGUCGAUACAAUGAUCGUCGUGGUGGUGGCGGCGGUGGUGGCUUUUCACGUAACAACGGUAGUCGUUGUUACAAUUGUGGACAAUUUGGACAUUUGUCAUAUGAUUGCCGUAAACCACAGAUGAGUGGUGGUGGUGGUGGUGGCGGCGGAAAUGGAAUGAUGAGUUUCCGUUCACGAAACAAUCAACGUUGCUAUAAUUGUCAACGUGAAGGACAUAUUAGUCGCGAUUGUACACAACCACCAGGUGCUAAAACCUGUUACAAUUGUGGUAUGGAAGGUCAUCUUAGUCGUGAUUGUUCGGAACCACGUAAAGAACGUUCCAAGAGUUGUUUCAAUUGUAACGAAGUUGGUCACAUUGCUGCUCAAUGUCCAAAUCGUCAAUAGUGUGUGUGUAAAAAAAAACACAUCUUGAAGAAGAAUAAAAUGAAGAUGAUGAUAAUUUAAUAAUAAUAA